AUCAGCUGCAUGGUAACAUUUCGAGUCAUCCUUGUGACGACAUUAACGUUGCACGAGCCUUGGCACACUUAUUGGUUGAUUCUCCAAAUAAAGCUGCGGCAUAUCGAGAUGACUUGAAGCGAUUUUGGCUCAAAGAUUUAUCAAAGUCAGAUAUUAAGAAGCCCUCUUCGAAUGUGAGCUGCACCAUGUUCUACUUCAACCAUGAUGGUAUCAAAUUAUUAGAGCAGAUGGGUAUCGAUCAGCGGCGUGGUGACAUUUCGAGCCAUCCUUGUGACGACAUUAGCGUUGCACGAGCUUUGGCACACUUACUGGUUGAUGCACCAAAUAAAGCUGCGGCAUAUCGAGAUGACUUGAAGCGAUUUUGGCUUAAAGAUUUAUCAAAGCCAGACAUUGAAAAGCCGUCUUGGAACCUAAACUGCACCAUGUUCUAUUAUAACUAAGCUCGAUUUCGAUAUUCUGGGUUGUCUUCGUCGCAGCAUUCAUAUUUAGAAACAAUCCCAGAAGUUGUUAUAGUAUCAUUAAUGUGCAAUUGCGUGAAUUAGGGUGUGGUUGUGAGGUGAGUGUGAAGGUGCAUCAGAAUGUGUUGCUUGGAUGGAUAUUUGUGUGACUCUUGCCGUUAACACAACUCUCACCCAAAUCCACGGUCUUUGUGUGCAUUUUCGUUAACUUUGAAGUAUCUGACCCCUUUAAUUGAAUAUCCGAAUGUCUGAAUUCGGAUAUUCAGACAUUCAAGUAUUGAAUUUCACUUUCAAGUUCGGCAAAUAUGACUCAUAUGGAGAGUGAAAGUGACAUCAUGACUGUGCUUUUGGUUCACCGCACUGUCAAUCAACUAUCCUUGUUUAGAAUGACGUCCGCUAUUGUGAUUCGCUAAUGAAGCCUACAAAAAAUGAGGUACUUGUUCGAAUUCGUUCCUUCCGAUUGUACUUUCUCAAAUGAAACACACAAGAGAAAGAAAUCUUCGAAAUAAGGGAGAACCGAAGGAAACGUUUUUGUCGUGCACUAUGUAGUAGAAUAAUAAACUAUGUUGAUUUCAUUUCUUCAUAUAUCCUAUUCAAGAUGACGGUCAUCAUGCAACUACCAACAAGCACUAAAUCAUGACAGCAAUACAGUUGUAUAGAAUCAACUAUAGAAUAUUAAAUGUAACUUUUUAUUCUAUAUUCCAUUAGUACUAACCUACUAUAUAUCGAUCAGGGUGUGGGGCGUGUGUGGGUGUGGAUGUGAGUGAGUGUGUAUUUGAUGAAAAGACCCACAUCCACACCCACGAAUAACGCGGCUAAUUGCCCGAAACACCACUCUGAAGUUUCAUGUGCCUGAGAUCUUCUCCUCCUCCCUCUCUCUCCCUCUCCAUAGGUUUCAUGAGAAAACUUGUUAUCUUCAAACUUACAUGAAGUCACUUUAAGAUUAAAGAGUAAAGCAUGUUGAUUCAAAAAAAGACAAAAUUUGAACUCAUGAAAUUUUCUUCCUGUUACAACAGGCGGGAGCAUGCCUAAGAUUUCGAAAUCAUAUUUCGACCUCUUCGCAAGCAAAUAAAGCGCAACGUUUCAACAAACACUGUCUGGUACAGCCUUGUCUUUUGGUGUUCUAUAUGAACCUGAAACUUUUUUCUAGGCAAAUGCCUAAAAUAUCAGAGAAAAAUCAUCUAUCCUGUGGCAAAAAUAGCUUAUUGGAAUUCACUUUGCUACAUUUGUUAGUGAAUUUAAGCUAUCCACAGAGCUAAACUCGGUCAGUAGAGAUCACUUUUCUUAUUUUUAUGAAUGAAAUCAUCAGAGAUGAAGACAACCCUAUACGAUGGAGUUAAAAUGGAAGGUAAUAUGCAAUUUUUGGCUUUUUCAAAAAAUAAUUGAUCGAAUCGAUGCAAUGAGAACUCGAAUUUGGUUGAAAAACCACGAGAGAAAAUAAACGACAUGAGUAUCAAGUUUUGAAUGGAUUGAUGAAUUUUGUUAGAUUAUUAACAAUAGUUUUUGGUGAUAAAAAACGAAUAUUUUGAUUCACAACGAAAAUAGCUGUGAUGCUUUGUCAGAUUGAGGUGUUAAUGCUAGUUUUGCCAAAGUUAUAAAAUGAGUCGAGUAUUAAAUUCAAGAUGUAUACAUUUUAUCUCCCGCAACGUUUUCCAACGAGGUUCAAAUUCUUAUCGCAUCGAUUUGAUAAAUUAUUUUACGAAAGACUCAAAAACUGCGCAUUAAUUUCCGUUUUUUACCUUGCUACAUAGUUUUUCCUCCGUUUCUGAUGGUUUUAUUCGAAAGAACACAAAUUUACUCUUACUAAAGAACUUUGGCUCUCCGGCUAGCUUGUUUACAUGAACAAAUGUAACAAAAUCAACUUCAAUAGGCAUUUUUUGUCACAAAAUUGAUGAUUUUCUAUGAUACUUUAGACUUUUGUUUUGGAAAAAAUAUCCGAUAUGAAGAGAACACGAAAAUAUUGAAUUGUGCAAGAUAGUCUUUACUGAAACUUACUGGGAUGUGAAUGUGGAAGAAGAAGCAAUCCACACACCGAUACCCACACUCAUACUCUCAAGUAUCAUACCUGCACUAGUUGACUUUAUCUUAGUAGAACAGAAAUGAGCAAUAUUUCCAUGUCAUUGGUCAAUUCGCUUGGUUUUAUUCGUUUGAGAAAGCUAUCCAAGUUUCUGGCAUUUCUAUUAAUCAGAAAGAGUAAUUUUUAUUGGAAUCAUUUCAUCUUGACUACCAUUGUAAAGUAGUUUGAUAGGUAGUGUUACGGCAAAUAGGCAUGAAAGUGAACAAGAAAAGUAAAAAAAAAACGUCAUGACGCAUGAGAAUUUGUCAAUUUGUGAGAAAAAAGAGUAAGAUCAAGAUUUCUUUUGUUUUCUUCAGUGAAAUGUAAAGCCUUACUUUUCCUUGCUCAGCUAAUUCAUUGGAGUUGGAAAUCUCAUUAACUUCUUAAUAAGUUCAUGAAUUAAAAUGAUAAAGACUUUGCAAAAGCAAAUUGACAUUGUACACUUCAAAAUAAUUUUGUCGAAUGUCAAAUCAAUGAAAAAUCACGAAAACGAACAGUGUCUACAGACAAACAUAUUUUGUUUUUUGUCACGUGGAGACGGUAAAACUCCAUAAGUAAAAACCAACGCUGUUGAAAUUAUUAUCAAUAGUUUUGCAUUCUUUAAUGUUGUUUUCAAACGUAUUCUAAGGACUUUCUGGAAGAUAUACAAUUAACUAUGAACACUAGAAACUUGCUUAUGAGAAAGAAAGUUACAAGUCCAUCUACCAUACAAAAAAAUAUCUUAGACAACACUUAUAUAUAUGCAUGAACAAGAUAAGUUUAGUUUCUUCGUUACUGGUGCUUCAUGCGCUUAUGUAUCAGGAACAUGAUUAGUCAGACAUGCAGAAUCUAUCCGCGUGCGUAAACGGUCAUUCAAGGAAGUUUUUGAAAAUUUAGUAGCAUUUAAAACAUUUUUUGACAAAUAUUUUCUUUCAUAGGAAAAAUUUUUCAAUAUUCCAAACAAAUCUCGGUUUAAGAUGUUGCAUAUUGUCAAUCUCUGGGUUCGAUAGUUUGUUUCAAAAGCGUACCGAUGUAUUUUGUAUACUCUUUUGUGACUGUAUCAAACUUGAUGAUUUCUUGUCGAAUUCUAUUUUCGUUUUUCUUUGUUUGGUUGGAUCAAUUUGAAGAAUAAAUCGAAUAGUACAUUCUUUUUUUUUUGAAUUUCUUUCAGAUAAAACGAUGUAAAAAAUAAUGCAAAUAUGGUUUAGUCUGCAAAUUGGUACAGUCAAACGAAAAGUAAUUAUCAAAUUCUAGAAGAAAGCAAUAAUUCUUGUUCUAGUCACAUAGGAGUAUACAAGAUAAACCGGCAUGUUUUCGAAACAAACUAUUGCGCCCAGAGAUGAAUGAUAUGCUACGCUUCUGACUACCACUAUCUAGUAUAUGUACUAUAAAUAAGAGGUUUUAUUAUUCAUAUAUAGAGACGAAAUUUAAAAAAAACAUUGCUUCCUUACUUCGGACUCACUCUGUAUAUAUCGAUAAGACCUUUGACUUUCCUUUUUUCUUUCCUUUUCAUUAAACUUCUGAAAAGCUCAUCCGUGCCUUUAUCUUAGUGUCAGUAUCGUCUACUUUUGUUUACGUUCAUCAUACAUCUGAUCACUUCUUUCACUCUGUCUCUUUGCACUUAUUCAUGAAACAACAUGCAGUAUUUGAGUUUUUCUCUGGUCUUUCUAUACUUUUUCCUUUGUUGUUGCAUACAAUUGCUGUUGUAUAUGCGUAUGCGUGCAAUACCACUAGGAUGAAUAAUGUAUGAUAAUCAGUGACUGAAUAAAACCAUUGUUCGUUGGUUCGAGUUCAGGUCAGUUUGGAUUUACGUUUGAAAAAUUAAUUUGGGUGCCGCUUGGUUCUAUAUAAAUAAUCGUAGUUCAACCAAAUCAGGAAUACACGACAAGCCAAAAUUUGUUUCUCCUGUUUCAGUUAGUUGAAAUCGUUUAUGAAAAGUACAAGUAACAAAAAAAACCUGAACUAAACGAUAUUGAAUAGUAGCUUUUUCCUAAUGUGUAUUUACAUUGUGUUAAAUAGUGGUAGUUGUUUUUUUUUCGUAAAAAUUGAAGACAAGAAAACUUGAUUUGUAAUUGAAUAUCAUAGCAGGAAAGUUUUUUUAUUUUACCGGCAGAUGCUGCACGUCUAUGAUUAGCGCUCGAAACUGACUUAGCUAUAGUUUCUUAUGUAUAUAUACUUAAUCGUUAAUCAAAAGGUAAUUAGCUCACAUUUGACUGUCUUUCUUCCUGCUACUCGAAUAAAAUCGUCACGCACGUAAACAUAAAAUAUACCUUUGCUCAGAUUAUUAUUUUUUUCUCUCUAUAGGUAAUAUAAUUCGCGAAAAAAAACAAGAUCUAUAUAUAUUACCACUCGUCACCAUGCUUCGUUGUUUUUGGUAACCGUGUUAUGAUGAUGAAUAUAAGCAGUUAUAUUUCGAAUCUACUACUGGACAACUACCUCAUGUUUUAUCUCAUAAUACCGAUUAUUUCGAUAAUAAUUUCAUACAUUGUCCACAAGAAAUAUAGAAGGAAAUGUCAAUUUGCUUCAAAUAUUCCUGAAUACGAUCAUGCUAUAAUUAUCGGAGGCAGUUUUGGAGGAAUGAUCACUGCUGCUUAUUUAUCAAAAUAUCUCAAACAAGUAACAAUCAUAGAGUCGGAUGAUGUAUUAAGGUGAUAUUCAUUAACUACGUUCAAAUAGUAGUAAGUUCACUCAUGUGCAUCGUUGAACGCUAACUAUACUUUUUUCGUCUAAUUCAAAAUUUAUCGGGCCAUGGUAAAUUUGCGAUAUUGAACUUUUCUUGAUUUCAUACAAGAGCAAGUUUAAUCUUAUGUGAACAUCAGGGAAACUAUUUGAUUUGAUCAAAGGAAAGAUCAUCCAACGAACUUAAUUGAUGUUAUCAGUCUACUCAACUAAUUGUUCCAAAAAAACUGAUUUAAUUAGACAAAUUUAAACUACAUGUUAAGUAUAAAAAACAAUACAAUUUAAUUUACUAAGAUUUGUAUGAAUUCGAGAUAGUCAUCUAAUACUUAUCUGUAAAUGGAUCUAAACAUUUACUACCGCAUUUUUAUCCAUUACUCUGGACGUCUUUUUAGUACGAUAAAUAAGUGAUACUUUCAACAAAUCCACUCCCAAUGAAAUAUUAGAUUAUCGUUGUCGUCUUGAAAGUCCAACAUCAAUAGGACGUUCAGGUGUUAGUCAAAUAUAUCACUUACAUGUAGUCGAAGGUGAAGGAUUUAAUAUAUUACAUGAAUUAUUUCCUCAUUUAAAAGAUAAAUUAUUAAAUGAAUAUAAUAUUAGUUCAUAUUCAUUAAAAAACGAAGCAGAAUUUGUUACUAAUGGCAAUUUAUUAAAUCAAAAUUUAACUGAAGAUAUUGAAUGGAUCGGUAUUGGUCGUUUUACAUUAGAAAUAUUUUUGAGAAAAGAAUUAUUAAUUCAACUAAUUGUUGAUCAAUCAGCUAAUAUUGUUCAAGGUGUAAAAUAUCGAUUGAAACAAAAUACUGGUUCACCGUUAUUAGAUAUCUAUGGUAAUUUUAUUGUCGAUUGUACUGGUCGAAAUACACCAUCAACAAAAUGGUUGAAAGAAAGCUUCAAUUUAACUAUACCAACUGUGCAAAUACAUUUUGGUAGUGGUUAUGUUACAUUUAUAGGUGAAAGAUUUAAAACAGGAGAUCCGUCAUUGGAUUCGAAGCCUAUAAUUUGCUCCAACGGUAAUAUACCCGUCAAUAAUAUAGGAUGCUAUAUAACUCCAAUACGUACAAUAAAAACAAAUGGUGAAAAUUCCCUAGAAACAUUAUCAACGAUUACAGUUACUUGUGUCAAUUCAGAAUAUCCACCAAAUGAUUCGUAUGAAAAUUUAUUAGAAUGGACAAAAGAGCAUCUAGAUAGUGAACUGAAUUCAAUAUUAAAAUUAACAAAAGUAUGGAGUCCAUUAAUUCCAUAUCGUCGGGCGAUCAAUGACCGCAAAUAUGUCGAAUUAUUAGGUAAAAGCUGGCCUCAAAAUUAUAUUCUAUUAGGUGAUGUAGUGUAUGCAUUUAAUCCUCAAUAUGGGCAAGGUAUAACAUAUGCAGCACGACAUGCAAAAGAAUUGAGUAAAAUAUUUAACGAAAAUUGCCAUAAACUAGAAGAUUUUUCUUAUAUUUUCAAUCAACGUGCUUCAGCAAUUAGUAAAGAAUGUUGGCUUAUUUCGACGGCAAAUGAUUGGAAAACUCCGACAUUAAAAUUGAUAAAAACUGAUAAAAAUGGUAAAAUUCAAACUUAUGAACGAGGCAACGGUUCUGGUACAACUAAGCAUCCUAAAGUGCGAAUGCCUUUGAUGAUCAAGUUUUUGCAAUGGUACAAUUAUUGGUUUUUUCGCUGUGCAUCAAAAUCAGGACAAUUAUCUACCGACUUUUUUGCGUGUUGCCAAUCAAUAUUGCAGUCCAUAUAUAUUGAUGAAACCAACCACGUUCUUACAAGUCUGCUGUAUGGCACUAAGUCAUUACUUUUGUUUAUCUAA
This is a messenger RNA of Rotaria sp. Silwood2, 6967 nucleotides long. The record is from the annotation of a GenBank genome assembly. NCBI's taxonomy places the organism in Eukaryota, Metazoa, Rotifera, Eurotatoria, Philodinida, Philodinidae.